UUUCGGUUACGCUCCCUAGCAAUCUGCAGCAUGUCGUCUAAAAAUGAGUUAUUAAAAGUGAUCCCUUUGUAAAUGUGAACAAUUUUAAUGUAAACUAUGUUAUUUUUACAUAAAGUGAUAAAACGGUGACAUUUAAAUGUAAAUUGAGCCUUUAAAAUGACGCGUGAAGUAACGGAGAUGCUUGAGUUUGUCACAGAGUGAGUGGUCUUCUACUCCAUAUGCAAUAUAAUCUUUACAUGUUUUACCUAACGGAUCGUUGAGUGUUUAAACCAGCACAAUGGAUCUGACACAGCUUCUCCAGAAGAUGAAAAUCAGAGACAGUUUAACCCCAUCCGAUACCUGCUCUGUCAUCGCCGUUUUGACCCACAUCUGUAAGCGACUCAAGGUGGAAGAUGAAACCGAUAAACGCGUGCUAAUCCAGCAGGACAUAGCGGAGUUUUUCGACCUCGCUCCUCUCGACUGGCUUUUUCCUGACGUCACCACUGACUUGCGCGAGGCAUAUCUGAGUUUAUUGAGCGCAGUCACCAAAUACGCUGCACUGCCCUUGUGUGACACUGACAGCGGCUGUUUACCUGCCAAUAGUUAUGAAGGCAUACCGAAUAAAGCUCAAGCUGUUUGUAUUUCUUUACUUGCGUUAACUGUGCGGAUGCAAAAGGCGGUGGAGAAUCAAAGUAAUCCGCCUGUAAAGACCCUAGCUCAGAUAGUUUCCCCCGUCUUGUGUAUAUUCUCCAUAACUCACUUGCAGGAGCAGCCAUGGACUGAUGCUGCUUCCAGGAGGAGUGCUUUACAACUCCUGACAUCAGCUGUGGGAAUGACAGGUUGCAGAUCAGUACAGGAACUUCUUUCUGGAGAUGAGGACAAAAAGGGAGUUUUGGGUCCAGUUCUAGACACACUGCAAUCAGAACUAACCAAGGAAAACUGGAAGCGCAACCAGGCAGUGAAGCACGUGUUCUCCUGGAUGUUGGUGCAGGUUGGGCGACCCUAUUUGACAAAGUACUUGGAGAGGGUGUUUCCUCCUGCCCUGCUGAUAUCUGAUGAUUAUCGCACAGAAAACAAAGUUUUGGGCGUUCGCUGCCUGCAUCACAUUGUUCUCAAUGUGCCAGCAGCUGAUCUGAGGCAGUAUAACAGAGCUCAGGUGCUCUAUCAUGCUCUCUUCAAUCACUUAUACACAUCUGAGGCUUCACUUUUACAGGUUGUGCUGCCUUGCCUCGCAGACCUGAUGACAGUUCUUGAGACACCCUCGACCCAUGCAGGGUUACCACGGAAACCGAACCGUUUCGAUGAUGUACUCUGUCACGUCUUGACAUACAUGGAAAUGGAGCACAAGAUUGAUCUUCGCCGAGUAUAUGCUAGCAAUCUUGUCUUAUUUAUUGAAAGGAUGGGUAUAGUAAUUAUUCGCCAUCUGAAGAGGCUGGAGAGGGUGAUCGUGGGAUACUUGGAAGUCUCAGAUGCUCCAGAGGAGAAAGCCAGACUAAGUAUCUUGGAUGCUCUUCAAAAGACACUACAGAUUGCUUGGCCACGUAUGGAAAGGAGAAUAGGUACUCUAGCACAGAGUCUUCUGAGGUUUCUGGUUGAUAUCUCAUCAGACUCAUUGAGCCCGCAGCUGAAAGAGCAGCUCAUGAGCAAAGCUUCACACUGUUUACUGCUGCUCAACCAUUGCUCAAAAGGAAAACUGCAAACUCUUCUGAUGGAGGUGGACAACAGUUGUGUUCCUGACCAGGUGCUCAAGUGCAUCCAGCAAGUCACUACAGCAGCUUUAGAGGAAGAAAACCAUCACAUUCUUUGACAUGGUUUAAUUUGAUUUAGCUAAAUAUUUCUAGCUCAGUUAGCCUAGGAUAAAUUAUAGUGGACUCAUACUGUCAGCAGUGCAAAUGCAGAACAUGGUUUGUGGUUCAUACAUUAUACUUGGAAGAUGUUAUUUUGUAUUAGUUUUGUUGUUUAUAAUAAGAAAUACCUUCUUAUGUGUUGAUCAUCCUGUAUUAUAUUUUUUACAAAAAUAAAGAUUAAGCAGAAUUUGCCCUGAA
Molecule: messenger RNA, 2024 nt
Organism: Paramisgurnus dabryanus
Lineage: Eukaryota; Metazoa; Chordata; Actinopteri; Cypriniformes; Cobitidae
Gene: tti2
Product: TELO2 interacting protein 2
Cellular component (GO): nucleus; cytosol; TTT Hsp90 cochaperone complex
Source: RefSeq, a predicted model, not a curated record